GUUGGCGUGUGGACCACGAGGGUGGAAAAUAUACGGCGCAGAGUGCGUCAACUGGGAAAGAGAUUUGUGGCUUGAUGUAUCUCGACAACCGACGCUUGUCUGUUUCUUAGUUCUGAUUUAACCAUUGCUGAUUUCUGCUUUGAACAUUACACUAUGCCAUCUGUUACCGGACGUAUCGAAGAGGCAAAUAUGACCGAGAACACGGGAAAAUUACCUUGUCCUCAUAUGAGAGAGAAAAGCGAUGAAACCCCACAUAUAGAAGAAAAGAAGGAAAAGGAAAUCAAAGAGCAGGCCACUCAACUGGACGAGACUGGAACAAAGGAUGGUACAAUUGUUCAAACUGGAACAGUGAACUUGCACUUUUUGAUUCCUGGAUCAAAUGAACCAAUCACAGCCACAUUUUCUCUCCAAGACAAUGUUCAAGACCUUAGACAAGUUGUUCUUGAUCGACCAGAGAGCUGUUAUAGGACAUGCUUUUCACUUCAAAUAGAUGGUGUACGACUGGAUGAUUUUGCUGAACUGAACAUGAUUGAAGGUCUAAAGGACGAGUCCACAGUAAAAGUUGUAGAAGAACCAUAUUCAGUAAGAGAAGCCCGCAUACAUCUGCGACGAAUCAAAGAUCUCCUCAGCACCAAUUUUCAUGUUAAUGCCUACUCAGCCAUAGAUCAUCUUUCUUUAUCCUUCCUGUCUGCAGUGGCUGGUGUUGAUGUAGAAGAGGAAGUUUUACGUGUUAAGGGACAAAAUGUGGGUACAGUUUCCACAGAGGAAUGUCUACCUCCCACUCAUGUGUUUGCAUCAGAUGAAUUCCCUUGUGUAAUGGAACCUUUGUUCCCACCAAAUGCAGAACCAAAGCUUCCACAAUGUUUAAAGCAGUUAUCUCCAAGUGCAUGGAACCCUCCUCCUGGCAACAGACGACUUGCAGGAUUAACAAAUGAACCUUUAGAGAAAUAUCACACUUGUGAGUUAUUAACACAUGAUGGAGUAUUCAAUACUCAACCUCAUAGUGAGCCGUGCCGUUCCCACACUCUUGUGGGACUUUUAAACCAGCUGAGUGCUAUGUUUAGGAAGAACUUUGCCCUUUUGCAGAAGACAAGUUUAAAAAGACACCCUCUUGAAGUCAUUCCAACUCCUUUUCAAGUGUUUCCUUGGGCUGUUCCUCAGACAGAACAUACCAGUGACACUCUUAGGGCAGAAGAUGCUGCAGCAGUCCGAAUUGGAUAUGAAGAACACAUGCCUGGACAGCUACGUGAUUGGAACGAAGAACUGCAGUCUGCCAGGGAAUUGCCAAAGGAAACCAUGCAACAGCGUCUUCUAAGAGACAGGGCAAUUUUUAAGAUCACAAGUGAUUUUGUUUCUGCUGCAACCAGAGGUGCAAUGGCUGUUGUUGAUGGUAAUGUCAUGGCAAUAAAUCCAGGAGAAGAUGAAAAGAAAAGGAUGUUUAUCUGGAACAACAUUUUCUUUAGUUAUGCAUUUGAUAGCCGAGACCACUUUGAGGCUGUAGGAGGUGAUGAGGCUGCAUAUGCUGCUGCUGGAGGAGAUCUCCGUGGGGUUAUGGCAUAUAACAGACUGGACACACAGGGUCUCUUCACUCUCAGCACAGUUAUUGUAGAUUACCGUGGUUACAGAGUCAUUGGUCAGUCCAUCAUUCCAGGAAUUCUCCAGCGUGAACAGGAGCAGUCGGUUAUUUAUGGUUCUGUAGACUCGGGAAAAAAUGUCUCAAGUCAUGGGAAGUUUUUGGAGCUGCUUCACAAUGCUGGCAAGUCUAUACGAAUAAGACCACACAAGGUUCUCAACUCAGAUGGUGAGGAAGUCGAACUUUGUUCUUCAGUGGAAUGUAAAGGCAUCAUAGGGUCUGAUGGGCGACAUUAUAUUUUGGAUCUGUUUAGAACUUUUCCACCAGAUGCUAACUUUUUGGGAGAGAGUAAACAAAGCACUGAUAAUGAAGAUGAAAAAGGGAAUAAGUUUGUGUUUCCUCGCCCAUAUAAGCACAAACUUUGUUGUUUGAGACCUGAACUUAUUGAGGGAUUUGUUGCGUUGCGAUAUGUACUUUUCCUAAAGUUAGUGGCUAUGCAUGUGUCAGCUGCUAAACAGAAGGAAUUGCAGAACAAGAAUGUGGAAAAGCCUGUAGAUGAUGCAGAAGAUACAAAGAUUGAGUGUCCAUACAAAAAUAAGCAAAUCAGUGAAGAAAGUGAUACCAAGGGAGGCAGUAAAUUAGAAGAUGCCGUGAAAGAGGCAGAGGAAAGUACAUCUAUAUCACCUGACAAUUCCACAGAUGCAGGUGACAUUUCAUCAGAUGCAAUUAAAUCAGCCUCUAAAGCUGUUGGUUCAAUUAGUGAAUCAGAGUUUGAUGUAAGAUUUAACCCCGACAUCUAUGCACCUGGAAUAAAGCAUGCACCUUCCGAGGAGGCUGCAUUGUCUUGUGACAAGCUAUUAGUGCAGGAUGCAUCUGACUUUUUAGUGGAAACAGUUAUUAUAAAAAUGGUGGAAGAUUUUAUAAGUUUAUCCCAGACACCAUUGGAUGGCUCACAGUUAUCGGAGAUUAUGCACAGUAGGGGAAUCAACAUGAGGUACUUGGGUAAAGUGGCAUCCAUUUUGGCUUUGCGGGCAGAUCUUGAGCAUGUAUAUAAAAUUGCUGUACAGGAAGUGAUCACUAGGACUGCAAAGCAACUGUUUAAACUGCACAUGCAAAGUGCAAAUUUGAGGACGCUUUCAGUUGCAGUUAGUCACUUUUUUAAUUGCUAUCUGGGUGUAUAUCCCAAUCCUCAACCUCAUCUUCCCACUGAAGAGGUCAUAAACAAGAAGAAAAAUAGUAAAAGGAAACCAUUGAAAACAUCAGUAAAUGGAGCAUCAACUGUAGCCUGGGCAACUCUUACUCCAGAGGAACUUUGGAAAUCAAUUGUUGAUAACACAGAAAGGCAAUUUGGAUUUGAACUUAAAUGCAAAAGCAGCGAUGAAGUUCUCCUGACAUACUGCAUACACAGAAUUUCCCUGCUGAGGUCACUCUGUUUAAAAACAGGUGUCCAGAUAUUAUUGCGAGAGUAUGAUUUUGAGAGCAGGAAACACCCAACUUUCACAGAAGAUGACAUAAUGAAUUUGUUUCCAGUAAUAAAACACACCAACCCAAAGGCAUAUGAUGCAUCAGCAAUAUUUGAAGCAGCCCAAGGCCGCCUUCAAGGAGGUCUUCUUGGUGAAGCACAUGAACUCAUGGUAGAAGCUCUCAAUCUUUUCCAUCAAGUGUAUGGUCCAUUACAUCCUGAUAUUGCCACUUGCUACAGGGCAAUUGCAAGGCUUCAUUACUUAGCUGAAGAUGCUGUUCAGGCGGUCAGUUAUCAAAAGAAAGCUGUGAUAGUUUGUGAAAGAGUUUUUGGUGUGGAUCAUCCAGACACAAUCAUUGCUUAUGUUCACUUGGCACUAUAUUGUCAUAAUGCAGGGCUGGCUUCAGUGGCAUUGAAGCUGAUGUAUCGUGCAAGACACCUGGCACUGUUGGUGUAUGGAGAAGGACAUCCUGAUAUGGCAACCUUUGAUAGCAACAUUGGGCUCAUCCUACAUGGACAGCGGGAGUUCAAGAUAUCUGAAAAAUUUCUUGAGAAAGCUCUGGAUGUACAACUGAAAUACCAUGGCCCAGAAAGUGUUCAUACAGCCAUGAGGUGGUUUGGUGAAGCAGACAGUCGCACAAAGGAGAGCCUAGAGUAUCUCAAGCACUGCACACAGCAGGCUGUUCUUAUACAGAAAAAGUUAAAUGAAAUAUCAGGAAGAGGAACAGCUAGAGAGGGAGAUAACAAAAGAUCUUCUGCAGUCCCUGUGUUGCCACCUGAUGAUGAAAACAUCUCACAGCUGAUGGGAAUAAUAUCUGGUCUUCAAGGGGUUCAUUCCUCUGGGACUUCUCCCAUAAAGGAUACAUCUGCACAGGUGAAAAAAUUAGCCCAGAAUGACACAGCUCCAAAUCUGCUUGAUAACAACCAAGCUGCAGCUUUAGAGAUGGAUUAAAAGGCACACUUAUUUGUGUCCAAAUUUCAACUUCAUGCAAGCUGAAGUUGUACCCAUGUUUGCACUGAUGUGCAACUGCCCCUUAAAGGCUUCCUGCUUUGCUACUGAAUAAUGCAGGAAAUGUGUCAUAAAUUGCAUUUGUUAGUGGGAAAUUAAAAUUUGUCAUUUCACUGUUGAUUGACAAAGGUUUUUGAAGGCUGUCUCAUUGCGUUAACUAAACAAAUUCAGACAGACUUUGUUUGAACAUUGAAAGUUGACAAUUUUUUGCGAAAUGAAAUGGUGCACGUAGUACAGUGUUUGCUAUAAUUGUCAUUUCUUUUCUAACUGGACAAAUUCGUCAAUUACAGAAUGAAGGGACUAAAUAGUCCAUUAAUCAAUUUUUAUUUUUUGGGGAAAUGGUUCUCAAAAUAUUUGGUGACAGAGAAUUGACACAAAAAUAGUUUUGAACCUGUAAGAUGGGGAAUUUUCCAAUGGGUGAAUGAUGUGAUUUGUAAUUUUUUGUUUUAUGUUUUUAAUCAAUGUUAUCAGAACAUGAUUUGUAACCUCUUGAAAAUUGUAGAUGGCACUUUCUAGUGUUUUUAAGUAUGUGAUUCAUUUCUUGUAAUUUCUUACCCUUCAUUUUCCAAUGACUCCACUUUUAUGUUCCAAAAAUUAAUUAUACACAGCCAAUAUUUGGCUGAACAAUUCAGCUCCCAGGUCUUAUCAAUGUAUAACUUCUUGUUACAAUGUCAUUACACCACCCAUAGGGCAAGUGAUGAGAAGAGGAGAAAUCAUCAGCAUUACUUGGUUCUUGGUAGUUACAGUUCUGACAAUUUCUCCAUUAAUUGUUGGUUGACUUCUUUUGCUGUGUAUAAAUGCUGGCUGGGCCACGUUUUUUGCCUGUUUUAAAUGUUUUGUCUGCUUACAUGCUUUGAGAACACAGUUGUAAAACUUUCCAACUAUUUGGUGUUUUAAGGUUACUGUACACCUUCAGGGGUGUCUCAUGUAGCAUGUCUGGUUUA
Stylophora pistillata is the source of this 4988-nucleotide messenger RNA. RefSeq names its product clustered mitochondria protein homolog. Gene Ontology annotation, molecular function: mRNA binding; protein binding. Gene Ontology annotation, biological process: organelle organization; intracellular distribution of mitochondria. Gene Ontology annotation, cellular component: cytoplasm. Lineage: Eukaryota; Metazoa; Cnidaria; Anthozoa; Scleractinia; Pocilloporidae. The record is from RefSeq and is a predicted model, not a curated record.